This is a messenger RNA of Ruditapes philippinarum (Manila clam), 1132 nucleotides long. RefSeq names its product DNA oxidative demethylase ALKBH2-like. NCBI's taxonomy places the organism in Eukaryota, Metazoa, Mollusca, Bivalvia, Venerida, Veneridae. The coding region runs from base 16 to 801 and encodes 261 amino acids. The transcript is spliced from 3 exons. The record is from RefSeq and is a predicted model, not a curated record. Gene Ontology annotation, biological process: DNA repair.
AUUUUAAUUUGGAUAAUGGACGAACUAGAAACGAAGAAAAGACGUGUUGAUACUGAGGAAUUAAAUAUAAAAAAGAAGUGUAAAACUGAAAGUGUGGAUUCGGAUAAGCAGAUAAACUCGGAUAAGGGAGACAACUCGAAAACAGACGCUGAUUGUGCUAUAAGUAAAAAUGGCGCGAAAUCGCUAUCAUGGAAAGAAUUGCGCGCUGAAAAUUUGGUCUGUGACUACUGUAUGUUAUUCAAUAAAACACAAGCAGACGACAUUUUUGAAGAAUGUGAAAAAUUACUCACUUACAACGAUGGAAAACUUGCACAAAUUAAAUUAUAUGGGAAAUGGAUCAACAUUCCUCGGAAACAGGUAGCCCAUGGUGACGCGGGGUUAUCCUACAACUUUUCUGGAACCUCUGUGCCAGCAAGGCCUUGGACACCUUUCUUGGAAAACAUAAGAGACAUAAUUUCUGAUGCCACCGGUUUUGACUUCAACUUUGUUCUUAUCAAUAGGUAUAAAGAUGGACACGACUACAUAGGUGAACACCGAGAUGACGAGAAAGACUUAGUGAAUGGCCAUCCAAUAGCCUCACUUUCGCUUGGGCAGCCCAGAGACUUUAUCUUCAAGCAUGCAAGUGCACGGGGAAAGAAUGCAACGUGCAAAAUAGAUCCCGUGAAGAUUGAGCUAGAACACGGCAGUUUAUUGGUGAUGAAACAUCCAACAAACACUUACUGGUAUCAUUCCCUGCCACAGAGAAAGAAAUUGACCCAAGUUCGUAUUAAUAUGACCUUCAGGAAAAUGGUUGUGAAAUAGUAAAAGGUGUUAAAAAAAUUGAGCGAACUUCACAUAGCUUGGUGUACAUGCUUUCUUUGUACAUCAUCCGAGUAACUCAUGUGUACAUUUUUUUGUAUUAUUGAACAAGUUAUUCUUGCUUAUUAUUCUAAUCUAUGAUUGUGAAGAUACCCAACCCAGUGUUAGAUUUUAUAAAUUUGUGUAACUAUCCCCAAAUCGGGAAACAUUCUGUCGAGCGCCUUCCCAAUUUGUAAAUAGAUUUUUACAUUAUAGCAGGGAAAGAAAAAAAGAAAAAGUUCUUCCUUUUUGCUUUGUUGAAAAGUUCUUUUUUUAAAUAAAAUAUUGAAAUACA